Botrytis byssoidea is the source of this 3044-nucleotide messenger RNA. RefSeq lists its product as uncharacterized. NCBI's taxonomy places the organism in Eukaryota, Fungi, Ascomycota, Leotiomycetes, Helotiales, Sclerotiniaceae. The record is from RefSeq and is a predicted model, not a curated record. The coding region runs from base 678 to 2000 and encodes 440 amino acids. The transcript is spliced from 5 exons.
GCAAAGAGCAAAGAGCAAAGAGCAAAGAGCAAAGAGCAAAGAGCAAAGAGCAAAGAGCAAAGAGCAAAGAGCAAAGAGCAAAGAGCAAAGAGCAAAGAGCAAAGAGCUUCCUUCUAGGUUUUGAGUUCUUACCUAGUUUUGCGUUCCAACUGCUGCCCUUCCUUCCUCCGAAUCCACCCAAGGAAAAAAAGACCCCUCAGUCAAAAGAUUCCUUCCUUCAGUGCCACACUCACACUACCACUACUAUUACCACUACUUACAUACUACUUACAUACUAUCUACAUACUACUUUAACUUACUCUCGCACUCACUCACACACAAACACAUUCUUUCUCAAACAUCAAUUGUAAGAAAAUCAUUUGCAAAAAAACCAGAGCUUUGAGCUUCAAUCUUUCUUGUAUCUUUGUUCCCAUUGAAAGAAUCACAUUAAGAGACAGCACCAGAACCACAAGCCAAAAAAAAAAAGAAAUUAACCCUCCCAUAUUAUUUUUAUUAAAUAAUUAUGCAAAAUUUUGCUAUCAAGAUUAUACAUUUUUAGAGAUUCCCGCUUUCCCCCUCCCCUCCAGAUACGAAACAACAGUGCGACGAUACUGUCCCUAUCUAUCUUAUCUACCUACCUACCUAUCUUCCUACCUACCCAUUAACCAUUACCACCCAUUAUCGAUUGUGAUCUGGUAAUGAUCGAGUCUACAUUGACGAUGCCUCCUCGUUCUUCGUUGACAUCAUCCUUUUCCGUUUCAGAUGCGAAUAAUGAAGUUGUUUGUCCACUGAGAAAUCAAGAUGGCUCCAGUUGUCGCAAACGUUGCCUCGGCGAAAAACGAUAUCGAUCCAUGCAAGAGCACAUUAGAAGAGCUCAUCCAGAACAUUACAUCUCAAAGCUUCCUGCGACCGAAGAAAGCUUUCAACUCAUGAUCAAUACCCCGCCCUCUGAGCGACCGCAACCGCAACCACAACCACCAACAACUGCCAACUCGGCUCCAACUCCAAAUAGUUUCACACACGAAAGACAGAAUUAUUAUGGCGAUCAUUCGAAUCAUUCGAGUGCCCCCAAUACUCCCAGAAUCGUGGACGAUAGUUCUAUGCUUCCAGCCGCUAGCGCUGCAGCAACUCUCGCACAGCUACACAAUCAUAAAUUGGAUAAUGAGUGGGAAUCCGAAGUGGAUUGGAUGUCAGAUCACGAAGCUCACAAACAAGCAAUGCGAGCUUCUAUAGAGCUUCCUCCAAUUCAUUCCAACAAUCGCGAACCAACUAGCGAUCCAUUUUCACAUUACAAUGUUCACCGUCGCAGAGAUCUUCUCCCUUCUAUACUAUCGCCCCCAGGACGAUCGUCUACUCUUCCUCCACUUCAAAGAAAUACAAGCACAGGUCGCCCUCGAAAACAAUCAGUGUCAAAGCGUGCUCGAGAGCCACAGCAUAGGAGGCAAAAAUCUCGUGGGGAACACACUCAUCUGCGACGCCUAAGUCAUGAUCGUAAAGCUCAAUCUGCCGAACCUUCAAGUGCCUUUUAUGGCAAGCGAUGGGAAGAUUUGAUUGAUGCUGCAACAUCAGCUACAGAAGAUGUAGAUGAUGAUAGAACACCGAUUCCUCCAUCCCCAGUUUCAGUGAAUCGUGCUUCAAUGCCUCCAUUUUCCGCAUCACAAUUUCAAGGAUAUCAGGCUUCGCCACUACAACAAGCACUCACUCCACCAUCGUAUCAUGCUGAAGCUCCAGAACCUUUUCCAUCAGUAGAAAGUGGUGGAAGUGGCGAUAAUUUCAAUAUUGGAUCACAGGGGCUCUCGGAUUCAUCGCCAAGCUUCUCUGCAAUAAAUAUACAAAUUUACUGUGCUGCUUGUCAGAACGUUUCUUUCCUGAAAGAAUCUUACGCAUGUACAGAAUGCAUAUGUGGUAUAUGCCAGCCGUGUGUCGAGGUUCUCAUGGCGGAGCAGGGAGCACGUAGGAAAUGUCCAAGAUGCGCUACCAUUGGAGGUCGAUUUAAACCUUUCCAAUUGGAUAUUCGUUAAGUCACUUGAUGAGAAAUAUUGGGUCUAAACAAAUUGGUAAGAAAGGAGUUGGUCAUUACGGGUCAUCAUAGACUGGAUUGGAAUUUUUGGAAGAGGGUAUAGGCGUUUUGAUUAUUCCCAGGGUAUCGAGGGUUACAAGACCACUCUUAUUAUGAUUUUGGGUAUAGGUCGCAUUACGAAGUUGUCUUUUGGCAUUUCGUACAAACGUGUUUAAUUUUGAGGCAUGCUUUUGUUGGGCUGAUGUUUAUAGUCGUAUCCAAAGAAAGAUUUUCUCAUUCAAUAUCUUGGACAGCUAUUGGGAAUUUAGCACCCAUCACUCCGACCAUUCACACAAUUGGUGAGUCUUGAUCGAGCUACUGGAUGAUUCCUAUCAACAAUCUGUUUUCUUCAUGAACUCGAACCCAAAGCUUAUGGGCAAGUUUCAAUCGCCGUUAGCUAUCACCAAUAUACACAAUUGGUAAGGUUUGUACGAUAGUGGUGGCUCAUGUCAGCUACUGUCUUCUCAGCAAGUUUCGGAAUCUUUUGAUGAGACUAGCAAAUUAUUGUUACGGGUGAAAUAAUCAGUUGUUUGGCGCAAAACACGUAAAGAUUGACGUUGAGGGUUACUUUACGAUUAUAACUACAAGCCAUGAAAAGCCCGAUUAGGACCCCAAAUAUUGAAACCCGAGCAUGAGCUGAGGCUCAGCGGUAUUGUUGAAGAAAUGGUGUAGAAAUAGUGUCUACAUUUGGUCAUGGUCUCCGACAAGGCUGUUCAAGACAAACAGCUGAACUGGAUGAUUGACCAAUUGAAGUUGACGAAAUCGGAAAAGCUGUACGACGAUGAUGCACGGGACAAUUAUCUGAGAUGGUGAUAGGGAUCGUGAUUGGUAGCUGACGUGAGGCAUUCCCGCGUCUAUGUAGGGGAGGUGGGUAAGGCCUGAAGAUAGCUGACCUAUUUGCUCGGUUUUGACCUGAUGUGAUGUGAGUUUUGGGGGAGGGUUAGUAGGGGCAUUUUCAAUAACGGCGGAAAACUUUUGGCAGACGAGAGAAGGAUUACUUGAAGAU